ACUUCUUUUACGUACUUGACAAGUUCUGUAACGACCCACUACGCUACAGUUUGCGGAUCUUCUUUCAUAAAUCACCUUUAUCUUUAUGGGAAACAAGCAGAGCAAGCAAAAGGCUCCGCAAGAAGAGACCGCCACACACAAAAUGCCGGAAAUUUCCUCCUACCCACAGACCAUUGAGCCCGCGGCUCCGCGGUCUUCCAAGGCUCCGGUUGACCCUCCGGUUCCGACCCCUUCCCGGAAUUCUCAACAACAAUCCGAAAGCAAGCCCGCGCCGAUCGACGUCACCAUUAUCCGCAAGGACGGUUCCAAAAAGGUCGUCCGGUUGAAUAAAGGCGAUCAGCUGAAGCUCAAGCCCGGGGAGAAGCUUGCGCCCGGCCAGAGCGACAAGCUCAAGGUCGAAUCGGUGUCGCAGGGACGCAGGCGUCAAGUCAGCACGGCCCCGCAGCCCCAGGUGCAGCAACAGGCUUCCAGGCCUGUUGUGGUGCAGCAACCGCAGCAACCAACCACGGUGGUGGUGCAGCAGCCGCCCCCGCAGGUGGUGUACGCCCGUCCCUAUCCCUAUGGCGGGUACUACGGCCGCCCGUACGGCUACGGCUAUGGCUACCCGUACGGCUACUAUGACCCGGUGCCGGGCGCCAUGGUGGGCGGAUUGGCCCUCGGCUUGGGAAUGGGAUUGUUGCUGUAA
Amoebophrya sp. A120 is the source of this 685-nucleotide messenger RNA. Lineage: Eukaryota; Dinophyceae; Syndiniales; Amoebophryaceae. The record is from the annotation of a GenBank genome assembly.